UUGUAAAAAGAGUGAAAUUCAAUAAUAAAAGUUGAAGAAUUCAUCAUGAAAAUAGCAUUGCUGUUAUGUCUUGGCCUGUUGGUUUUGGGUAAUGCUCCCAAUGUAUAUGCCCAAGAUGAAACCUCCGAAGCAGUGUCGUCCAGCACCGUGGCUAGUACCCUUGCAAGUAGUGAAGAAUCGUCUUCUACUUUGGCCGAUGUGACAAGUACCGCCAGUAGUGGAACAACCAAAGCGGAGAGUGAAGCAACCACCGAAGGCAGUGGUUCAACCAAUUCCGAUGAAUCGACGAGCUCUGUAAGUGUCGGCUCCACAGAAGAUUCCUCAUCUACGGACGCACCCACUGAAUCAUCUUCAGCUGCAUCCUCUGAAGCAUCAACCUUAGCAUCCUCCGAAGCAUCCUCUGAAGCAUCCACCGAAGCAUCCACUAAAGCAUCCACUGAGGCAUCGACGGUCAGCACUACCACUAGCAAGGCUGUCUGUCUAUCUGAUUCCGAAAUGUGGGGCGAUGAAGAUAUACGCUAUUUCUAUUUUUGUGAGGACAAUGAAGUACUUGAAGAUGAAUGCGACAAGGGCUACUACUAUGUGAAUAAUGCAACUGUUUCCGGAUGCAUUCCCGGUGCCGAUAUGAACCCAAAUUGUGUGAACUUGGAUGCAACUGCUCCAGAAUGCGAGGGUGAAAACCUGAAGCAACCGCAAGUCUGCGAAACCCUGACCAAUUUCUACCUAUGCCCCAAGGAGGGUGCCAGUGCCACGGAGUUAACCUGCACUGAAGACAAGGCAUUCGCCAACCAGGACGGUUAUCUCGGAUGUUUCACAUGGGCCGAAUGGCGCAAAGUGCGUGAUUGUCCCCAGUAAAGUGGCCGUUAUCUUUUAAAUAAUUAUGUCCAUAGCCCAACUGUGCGUUUUAAUUAUAAUCAUUUUUUCCACCAGUUACACCUUAUCAAGAUUCAAAUUGAUUGAUUGAAAAAUAAUUGAUCCAUGCUGAUAAGAUAAGGAGCACCGAUUGUCCGACCAUUUUCAUAAACUAUAACUGAAAACAAGAUCCCAAUAAAAUGUACAUAAAUCUUUUUUAGGUCCCUUUCAUGUGGACAAAAACCAAAA
Drosophila willistoni is the source of this 1101-nucleotide messenger RNA. RefSeq lists its product as uncharacterized. The record is from RefSeq and is a predicted model, not a curated record. The transcript has 2 exons. Bases 46 to 855 code for a protein of 269 amino acids. NCBI's taxonomy places the organism in Eukaryota, Metazoa, Arthropoda, Insecta, Diptera, Drosophilidae.